This is a messenger RNA of Plasmodium relictum, 4719 nucleotides long. RefSeq names its product conserved Plasmodium protein, unknown function. Bases 1 to 4719 code for a protein of 1572 amino acids. The transcript has 11 exons. Lineage: Eukaryota; Apicomplexa; Aconoidasida; Haemosporida; Plasmodiidae. The record is from RefSeq and is a predicted model, not a curated record. Gene Ontology annotation, biological process: activation of GTPase activity. Gene Ontology annotation, molecular function: GTPase activator activity.
AUGAAAAAAGAUAAAAUAAAAGAAAAAUAUAUAAAAGCCCUGUUCACUGAAGUUGAAAAGGAUAAGAUAAAAAAUAAUUUAGAGCAGUCUAAUUAUUUUUUUUCUAGUAUAAAUUAUGAUAUAUAUAUACUGGAUAAGAAAUUUUAUAAAUUAAAAAAUUUAUAUGAUGUCGACAUUAAGAAGACAUUAUUGUUAUAUUUAUUUAAGUACAACUUUUAUAUUCCUAAGAUAAUAAAAAGAAUAAUUUUCAAAAAAUUUUUGUUGCAAGAUGAAAGCAAAGACAUUCAAAAUUUUAACUACAAUGUAUACCUCUUAUUGUCUUAUAUAAAAAAUCCUAAUAUUAUUGAAACAACUCAAAAAAUAAUUGACUUAGAUGUAUUCAGGACGAGAAUUAAUAAAGAGAAUGAAAAAACUGUAUAUUUUUUUAACCUUUUCUUAAACUAUGCUUGUAGUUACUUUCAAUUUAAAUAUAAACAAGGAUUAAAUGAAGUUUUAGCACUUUUUUUUUAUUUAAAAGGAAAGUAUUUUAAUAUGGUUGAUGUUUAUUUCUGUUUUCAAAAUUUUGUUGAGAAGUUUCUAAAAGAAUUUUAUUAUGAUGAUGAAUUUUUUUUUUUACAAAUAUCAUUCUAUCUCUUUAAAAUUUUAAUUAAAUACCAUGAUCCUUUGCUAUCAGAAAUAUUAGAAAAGAACAAAAUGACACCUGAAAUUUAUGCAUCUUCUUGGUUUUUGACUUUAUUUGCAUCAAAAAGCAAUCUCAGAAUUUUGAAUAUAGUAUAUUUAAUAUUUUUAUUAGAACAUAACCCUUUUUUUUAUUUUUUUUUUUCUUUAGCUCUUUUGAUCUUACAUAGAAACAUAUUUUUGUGUGUUGAUAAUUCAAAUUUACCAGAACUGUUAAGUAAAAUAAAUAUUUUUAAUAAGAAAUUUUUAAAAAAAGUGUGGUCUUUGGGGAAAUAUUUAGAAAAAAAUACUCCCAUAUCAUUUAUUCACAAAUUAUUUUUUAUUAAGAAUAUUUUGAUUUAUUUAACUAAUGAAAAUUCAGCAGAAAAUCAUCAUAAAAAAAAUAUUUUGUUAAAUUUUUUUAAAUCAAUUGAUUACAUGUCUAUAAAUUCCUAUGAAAUAAAAAAAAAUAUUUCUUCAGGAAAUCAUAAAUAUAUAUUCUUUGAUAUUAGAUCAAAUUAUCAUUUUAAUUCCUUUCACCUGAAAAAAUCCAUAAAUAUAGAAUUAACCAAUAAUUUCAUAGAAAUAUUGAAAAAAAGAAUUGAUCUACAAAAUGAUAACAAAAAAAAAAAGAAAGAAAAAAAAAUAGUUAAUAAAAAGAUAUUUUAUAUUUUAAAGAAGUACAAUAAUUGUGAAAUAGCAAGAAAUGAUAAAUUACUUUUCAUUUUCCUAUUAAGAAGUAAAUAUAACUUAAAAAACAAUAUUGCUUAUGAUGACAACAUAUUAUUAAAAAAAGUCAAUGUAAGUUCAACUUCAUCAAAUAAAAUUAAUUUUGGAGCUUUAGAAAGAAGAAAACGUAAAAAGAUUAAAAAGAAAAAAAAAAGAAAAAAAAAAAAAUUAUUUAAAGGUAUCAAUUUACUAAAUACCGAAAAUAAUCAAUUAAUUGAUUUAAAUUUAUUUUUUUUUGAUAUUUAUAAAAAUAAAAAAUCUCAUAAAGUACAAGGUAAAAGUUAUAAAAUUAAAUUUAAAUCUGUAGAACAAGUAAAUCAUAAGUAUAUAAAACAGAAAAAAAUACAUAGUUGUAAAAAAUACUACUCUGAUGAUGAUAUCUUGUCGAAAUCUUUUAGUUUAACAUGUUAUCAUAUUAAAAAUAGUUUUCAAUCAAAAAUAAAAAAAGAUGUAACUAAUAAAAAUUAUACAGAAAAUCUCGAAAUAAAUAAAACAAAUAUUAAUAAUUUAUUAGUUGAUGAAAAAACAUUAAAUAAUAUAAAUUCAAAAAAAGUAGACAAAAAAAAACAUUUUUCAUCAGAAAAUGAUGAUUUAAUAAAUAUGACAAAUAAUAUUAAAAAGAAUUUAGAUUUUGUUGAACAAAAUUUAAAUACAAGCUCUUUUAAUUUAUAUUUACUAAUAAAAGAAAAAGUUCUAAAGAAUGAAAAUUGCUUAAAAUUUUUAUUUGUAAAUAUUUUAAAUUUAAAUAAGCAUAUAAUUAUUUUAUAUGAUGAACAUUUUAAUAAUACCAAAAAUGUAAGAAAAUUUUAUUUUGAUUUAAUAUAUAAUUUAAAACUGAAAAAUGUUUCCAUUAUUGAAGGAGGAAUUAAUUCUUUUCAUAACUUAAUUAAGAACGAUGGAAUAAAUUAUAAAAAAAAUACAAUAUCAAAAAAUAAUGAAGUUAAUGAUUUAUAUUCCUUUCGUAGUAUACUUAAAAAAAGAAAAAAUUUAUAUCACUUUCAUCAAUUACCAUUAUGUUAUUUGUGUGAUAAUAAAAAUUUAAAAAAUGUAAAAAAGAAAAUUUUAGAUGAAUUUUUUUUUGAAAUAUAUAAUGAUUAUACAAUUUUUGAAGAUUUUUACUAUUUUUUAACAGAAAAAAGGGGUCAUGUUAAUUUUUUAUCAUUUAUUGAUUUGAUUAAGCAAAAAAAAUAUGAAGAAAAAAUGCAACAUAAUAAUAAAAAAGAAAGUGAAGCAUCUAUAUUCCCAUUAUCAAGUUUAAUCAAUUUUAUCAAAAGAAAAAAAGUUGAAAAAGAAAAGAAUAAAUCCGUUUCAUACAUGAAUAAGGAAUAUAAUAACAAUAAUAAUAAUAGUUAUAAUAAUAAUAAUAAUUAUAAAAAUAAUAAUUAUAAUUAUAAUGAUAACGAUAGUGAUAAUGAUAUUGAUAAUAAUAAUAGUGUUGAUGAUAAUAAAUUUUUUACUCCUAGAAGACAUAGCAACUCUCCAUUAGAUGAAAAAGAUAUAUACAAUAAUGAGCAAGUAAAAAAAGAGUAUUUUAGCUUAAAUUAUUAUAUAGGCUAUUAUAAUAAAAAGAAAAAUGAAUUUUUAAAUUUCCCUACAAUUGUUGAGAACAAUUAUAUAAAAGAUGAUAUGUGUAAUGAUAUGAAAAAUAAUAAAUUCGACAAAUAUAAUUUUGAUGAGAAAAUUGAUAUAAAAACAAAAUUUGAAUAUCGUAAUAAUUAUAAUAUAGGCCAUUUAAAAAAUAAUUUAAAUGAAAAUGUGAAGAAAUGGAAAGAUUCUGAAGAGAUAUAUGAAGAACCGAAUAAUGAAUUUUUUCAGAAAAAUAAGAAGCUUUCAAAUAAUAAUGAAUAUACAAAAAGUAAACAUGAUAGCAGUUCAUGUAUCUAUAAUUUAUAUUCUUACGUUGAUAUAUUAUGUUAUAAUAGUUUAUUAAACAAAGAUAACUGCAAAAUUUAUAAUUGUUUUAUCAUUUACGUUUACCAACCCAUAAUUCCUCAUAAUAUUAGAUCAAAUAAUAUUAUAAGUAAUUUUAUACAAUAUGUUAAAUACAUUAAAAAUUUUAAGGGAAAUAAUAAUUUAAUAAAUGAUCCAAAUAUAUAUUUAAGUUGUAAUAAAUUGAACUCAAAUUUAUUUUUUAAUUUAUCAUAUUUCCCAUUUAAUAAUUUAAGAAAAAUUAAUUUUCCUAACUCCUUUUUAAGUAAUACUUGCCAAAAAGUAGAAAAUGAAAAUUUAAAUAAGGAUAAUUUUUUAUAUCAAACAAGAGAAGAAGUAAUUCGAGAAAAACAAGUAAGGGAUAAGGAUGAAGAAGAUGGAGAAAAAAAUAAAGAAAAAAAUUAUAACUAUUACGAUGAAAUAGUAAAUGAUUCUAUUUUAAAUAAUAUAUGGAUAAAAAACAAACCUGAAUUAGGCUUAUGUAAACUAAUGAUUUAUGAUCAUUUUUUAAUUUUAUAUGGUACACCUUAUUUAUAUAAUGUUAAUUUAUUAAUAAAUAAAAAAAAAAAAAAAAAAAACAUAAAUAAAUAUAUUUAUAAAUGUGAUAAAGAAAAAUUAAAAAAUUUAGAAAAAAGUAAUAGUGAAGAUUAUGAUACCUUAAAUCAACAAAAUUUAAAAGAAAAUUUAAAAGAAGAGAAAGAUCGUUUAAAUAAACAUAUUGAUAUUGGGACUUUAAAUUUUUUAAAAGAAAGAAAAGAAUAUAACAAAAAAGAGUAUCAAAACUUAAAAUAUUAUGACGAUUUAUUACAUAAAAUGAUAAUACAUAAAUAUAAAGACUUAAAAAAAAAAGAUAUUUUAUUUAAUAUUGACUGUUAUAAAAUAAAUAGUAUUAAUUUAAACUGGAAUCUUUUGUCUAAUCAUUUAUUUCAUAGUACAACCAAAGAGCAUAUAAGUGAUACAUAUAAUUAUUAUAAAUCAUAUUUUAAUUUAUCUAAAAAUAAUUUGUCAAAUAAAAAAGAAAAAUCCUAUUAUUCAAGUUCUGUGUCUAAUAAUACUUGUUCAUAUAUAUCCGAUGAACAUGAUUUCUCUUUUUCAGAUUAUCACAGUUUAUAUAUGAAAAAUAUGAAAAUAAUAAAAAAUUCAGACGAUUUAAAUAAAAAUGAAAAAUUGAACUAUGAAUAUCAUAAUAUGGCAAUUGAUGCAAUUAAUGUUUAUGGAAUAUUUGAUUUACGUACUAUUUAUAAAAUAACAACAAAAAGAAAUUCAAAUAAAACCCUUUAUUUUUAUUUUGCAACAAACAAGAAUAUACCUUUAAUGAUUUUAAAUUUUGAAAACGAAGCUGAAGUUCAAUCAUGUGUUUAUUCAGUUAAGGAAAUAUACUCAUGUUUUGCAAAUAAGAAAUAG